ACUGAUGCGUAUUUUAAUGUGUGUCUUUUUAUUCUCACAAAUUGUGUUGAAAUCAGGACUGAACGCAUCUUCUCUGAGUCUGAAUUAAAACUGUCCAUCCUGGCUCAUCCUUGCAUCAAUGGCUCUUACCUCCCCAAACAAGAGACUGAAUUGGUCCAUACAGUUCUUGAGGAGCUGGAGGUAUUUCUACAAAGAAAUGAGCGGAAAAGCGUUCUACUCUUCCCGCCUUUGCCAAGCCGAUUUCGCUUUCUGAUUCACGAAACCACCUUGAAUCACCCUGACCUCAGCACCUUUUCUGUGGGUGAGGGCUGCGCUCGCAGAGUUGUGGUGUGCUAUUCUGACUUCCGGUUGUCAGAACAGGAUCAACAAGAUCCAAAAGGCAGUUCCUAUUACCGAGCACGCAGUCAGGACAGGGUAAUGGAUGACAAAUGCAACACAUCCAACAGCAGACAGAGAAACAAAAGGCCGGACAAGGCUAUUUAUGUCCCACGUGGUAUUAGACACAAGGUAGAUCUGGAACAACCAAAUCUCAAGCAAUCAUCAGAGGAAUCUUGCCCAAACACUGCUUUUGUAGCCAAUCCGAGGCCAAAAGAGGACCCCACUCACCAACCACUGGCAGAUCAUGAAUUUGUGCAACUUUCAAAGUGCGGACCUUCCCCGUGGCCUUCAGAAUGGGACGAGACUGUGUCCUUGUUAAUGUCUUUGAAAUUAGACAACCAAGAGGAUGUAAACGGUGCUAACAACACAGUCCUUCCCACUGAUGUGAAACUCCAGGAGGAGGGCAUCGAUGAAAGUUUGAUUUCUGAGAUCAAAGCCAGAGUCAAAGAUAGGGACGUCACCAUAGUGAACACUUGCAGUGAUUUCCCUGCAUAUGCAAACAUCUGGCUCGACCCGGAGGAGUUCGGCCACGUCAUUGAGAUCUAUGACUUUCCCAUCAUAUUUAAAACUGAAGAUAUUCUUGAUGCCUUUGCAGACUACAGUGAAGGGGGGAUGAAGAUCAAGUGGGUUGAUAACACUCAUGCUCUUGGUAUAUUUUCUAAUCAGUUGGCAGCUACAGAGGCGCUUUCUAUUGAACAUCCGCUACUGAAAACCCGUGCGCUGCUAGAGGGGAGUGAAAAAUCAAAGUGGAAAGCAGCCAGACGAGCAGAGUUCAUGCAGCCGGUGAAGGAAAGGCCGCGCACAGACGCAGUAGUGGCUCGCAGGAUGGUGAGCAGAGCACUGGGGCUGGGAGGACUGAGGGCAAACACUGACAAAUGACUCUAAUUCAAUUAUUUACAGUUUACAUUGACCUCUUUUCAUUUGUUCAUACGACAGACGUCCUGCACAUCAACUAUUAUACAAGCCAGACUCAACAGGAGUUGCCAAUCUUAUUUUAGCUGCACAGCAAAUUCUCAAAUACAUGAAAUGCAUUUGGUCUCUUAACUUUCCAGUUUUGUUUACUUUGAGUUCUGUAAUAUUUUAGGAAAAGGCCAAGAGUAUGUUAAAUGACUGUUUGAUUAUUUCCUGAGGGUUUUGGUAAACUUUCAAACAUUUUUUUUCGAGUUUUUCCUCUUUUUGAACGGAUUUGCUUGCUUUCUCCUACCAUGCUUCUCCACUCUACCAAGGCUGAUAUGUUUCAGCAUCUACUAACACCAUUGCAAAUAUAUACUUUUUUAAAUCUCAGUGUUUACAGAAACGCUAAUUUUGAAGGCAAAAGGGGAAGUACUGUUGCUAUUUAAGGUGAGUUGAGUUAGACAGUAAUUAGUGUGAUUGAUCUUGUUUUUGGAAAAUAACUCAUGAGGGAACAUCAUAUUAAAUCUGAUUCGAUUAUUCUGUUUACUGUUUGGAAGUUCACGUUCUUUCUCAGUUGGUUUGCUCUUAUAUUUACCAGGUGUGUCUUUUGAGUGCCAGUUUUACUAAAUAAGAAAUUUGUGGGUAAUGUGUGAGUGAAUAAUUCGUUUCUCUGUGUAAUUUAACUUAUUUGUUUUCUAAGUUGUUUAAUUGUUUCUAAUUUGUUGAUUGGAAAAACUCUAUUAUUACUUUUUUUGAUUAAAUGUUUUGUUUGUUGUUUUUU
Molecule: messenger RNA, 2053 nt
Organism: Danio aesculapii
Lineage: Eukaryota; Metazoa; Chordata; Actinopteri; Cypriniformes; Danionidae
Gene: r3hcc1
Product: R3H domain and coiled-coil containing 1
Exons: 7
Molecular function (GO): nucleic acid binding
Source: RefSeq, a predicted model, not a curated record